Ctenocephalides felis (cat flea) is the source of this 1167-nucleotide messenger RNA. RefSeq lists its product as uncharacterized. The transcript is spliced from 5 exons. NCBI's taxonomy places the organism in Eukaryota, Metazoa, Arthropoda, Insecta, Siphonaptera, Pulicidae. Gene Ontology annotation, cellular component: nucleus; mitochondrial inner membrane. Bases 1 to 1167 code for a protein of 388 amino acids. Gene Ontology annotation, biological process: apoptotic DNA fragmentation. The record is from RefSeq and is a predicted model, not a curated record. Gene Ontology annotation, molecular function: RNA endonuclease activity; single-stranded DNA endonuclease activity; nucleic acid binding.
AUGGUUGCAAGUGCCAAAACAACUGGAUGUUCUGCAAAGUUAAAUGGCGGUUUACCGAAGAAGGAGCCUUUGUACCUUCGUCUUAAGUCCAAAAAAAUCGAACUAUUCCAUCCUGAAGGACCAACAAUUGAGUUGAAGAAAAGUGAACAAUUGGUGAUCGCAUGCUCCGGCAGUAAAAAUUAUAUCACGCCACUGAAAAAUUCCUCCAGCGUAGCAUACGGUAGAUGCCGUUCAGAAGAUGUCCUGAAUUUUGGUAAAAAUUCCAGUUCAAUCUCGGAUUUGGCUUGUGAUAAGACAAUAACCGGUGACAUUAUCACAUCCAAGGAUAAAUGUACAGGAGAUGGCACUUGGAGUUACAUUGGAUUCGAUGUCCGAGAUGACCAGGUUGGAUUUGUGCCUUUGUACAAAGUUUGCUAUGACCAGAAGACUGGAUCGGUUGUGUACACUGAACAUACGAUUUUUGGAACUUCUAUCGCAGAUAGCGAAAAGGAAUCCUACCGACCCAGUUUUAAAUCCACCGGCACCCCGAAGCACGUGUCCCCGGCCGAGGCCUACAAGCAGGAAACCCAGAAGGAAAUAUUUGCCGAAUUGCUGGGAUCAUCGCAACUGGCAGAGAAAUAUUUCGAGGGCGCCAACGCCUUUUUAGCGAGAGGACACAUGUCUCCCGAUGCAGAUUUUACAUUCGCCAUUUGGCAAUAUGCCACCUACUUCUAUGUCAAUGUUUGCCCACAAUGGCAGGCCGUGAAUGCUGGAAACUGGUUACGUGUAGAAAAUCUAGCAAGAAAAUUGGGAUCUUCCAGAGCUGAAGAUUUGACCGUCUAUUCAGGUGUCCAUGAUAUCCUAACUCUGCCUGAUGUCAAUAACAACGAAGUAAAAAUGUCUAUUGCCAAAGACGGAAACAUUUGGAUACCCAAAUGGAAUUGGAAAAUAGUACAAUCGCCAAAAACUGGAGAAGGCAUUGCUUUUGUUACCCUCAAUAAUCCUUAUGCAGAGAAAGUUCCUCAUAAAGAUCUACUCUGCAAGGACAUCUGCAAAGAAGCUGGAUUUGAAGAUUCCUAUUUUGCUGAUUUAACUAGAGGAUACACAUAUUGCUGUAAUGUAGACGAUUUGUUGGCUGCUGUUGAAACUGCUCCCAAAGUUGAAGUUAAAUUGUUGAUGAAAGCGUGA